This is a messenger RNA of Amoebophrya sp. A25, 1426 nucleotides long. NCBI's taxonomy places the organism in Eukaryota, Dinophyceae, Syndiniales, Amoebophryaceae. The record is from the annotation of a GenBank genome assembly.
GCAAAUGAAGCUGUUAAAUAGUGUUAGAAGUCAACUACAACAAGGCAUGGAGAUGCAAUUGCUGAGGUGGUGAAACGGCCAGUAGGCGACAUCAAUACGCGGCUAAUACCAGUGGAACAGAAGGGAGAAGAAGAAGAACGACAACAACAGGCCGCACAACAAAUAGGCGAGUUGAGCGCGAAAGUGGAACAGCUACAACAAAAACAUGAUCAGCAGAAUUUAGUCACACAAGAACAAGAAGCAGAAGUGCGAGGUGAAGCUGCUCCAUCGAAGUAGUACUAUAGACCAGUUUAUAGCACGAAUGGUGCAUGGGACGAAUGGCACGAACGGCGCACCCCAACAGACCCCAAAUGGGACGAAUGGCGAGGUCGAUCGCGGUCACGGAUUGCGCCCCCCCCAUCCGUGCCAUUCGUGCCAUUCGAUCCAUGCCAUCCAAUAUCUGGAACCCUUAUAAACUGCUCAAGUACUAUCGCAAAGGCGGAGAAGGUGGCGCCGGGCCAAGAACAGCCAGAGAAACAUACGAGCACAUCAACAAUAAGUGGGAUGCUCGCGAAAGUAGAAAAGCAACGAGAACAACAACAGCUGCAACGAAAAGAGAUGCAGGCAUUGUUAGACAAGCAGACACAGGCCACGAAAAGGUUACAACAGGAACUGGCGGUAGCUUCGCAAGGUGCAGUAGAAGGACAGCGACAGCAGCUCGCGACGGUUCCUACUACUACUUCUCCACGAGAAGUUCCGGUUACCUCUCCGGGCACUAGUAUGGCUCGCAAAAUGAUAGGAGUACAAGACAUAGUGCCGUUUUUAGAUUGGACCAAACCAGAACCUCCUCAAUCAGGUGUACAGAGUGUGAGUAUUGCUACGGAGCGUCGUCGCGAUUACGCCAUCUUCAAAUAUGAAGCGCGACCACAGGACCAAUCAGUGUGGCCUUGGGAGCGACAGCUCCAGCUUCUCAACGAUGAGCAGAUUUUUGUGACUCUGUGUCGCUACGACUACAAUUUUCAACAAGAUACGAGCGGGGUUUUUCCUUCCCCAAAAGAUAGAUUUGGCGUAGCUACCGCUGCGGACUUCGAGGAGCAGACUCGCGGUGGGAAAACGAGUGGUCAGCCUUCACGCCACAUCAGAAUAGGAGCUUUCAGCAGGCAACACGUACUCGGAGGAGGCGGCGAAUUUUUUGGGGGUGCGAGUGGAGCUGCGGUGAUGGCCAUCAAGAAGUGGCUGGCCAAUCACUCCUCUGUUGGGGAUCAUCUUGAGUUCGCGAUAGAAUGUGAAACUGAGUCGAAGGAAUGGCCGCUCGGCAGCAAAGCGUAUGAGGUGUAUGCCACUAUCUAUGUUCAGUUUCGGAAGAAUAUCCCAGAAGAAUGAUCCGAAGAUACCGAUUGAGCCUACGAAUGGCGCGAAGGGUAAGCACAUGCAAAAGGCACAUGAC